UAGCAACCGGGAGAAGCUGCGAGACCAGGCCAAGCAGUCUGCAAGUGCGUUUUCCCAGAGUCUAAGGAACCUGCGCAGACGACGGUCCUGGACAAGGGCCAUUGCUAGUUGCCAUCCCCAAAUCCCCGGGGGCUCUAGGUCCCCAACCCAGUCAUGACGUCUCCCCUGUGCUGGGGUGCCGCCACCAAAGACCGGUCUUCUCAGGACCGGGGUUCGACCUCCAAUGCCAAGGGCGGUCAGACUCUGGCCAAGCACCUCCACUCCCAAGGCAGGGGCGCGGCCCUCGCUUCGCUUCGACGCCAGGCCAAGGAGGGAUACCUUCUCACCCGUCGGAGGACGUUCAGCGGGAACCCUCAGGUGGCACAGUUACUAAAGAAGCUACAAAUGUUAGAGGGUGAAAGGAAGACCUUUUAUGAGAACAGCCAGUGGAAGAUCAAGAAAAAUAAGCAGACCAUCAAGAGGCUCCAGGAGGAGACCAGGGUGAUGCAACUGCAACUGACAGACUUGCUGCAGGGAGAUGAGAAGGUGGUCCAGGCAGUGAUUCGGGAGUGGAAGUCCGAGGAGCCGUACCUGAAGACCAGGACUGCACAGCAGGCCCUGGAGUACCUGGAGCACCAGCUGAGGGAGAAGGUGAAACAGCUGAACGCCCUACGACACAAGGUGGGUCAGCGGCAGAAGCGUCUGGAAGAGCUCCAGCUGCAGUACAGGCUCCGAGAGCUGGAGCGGGCAGAGGCGAAAAGUGGCAACACGGAAGAGGCCAAGACCUUGCUGAACCUGGAGAACCGCCUGGAGAAGGCCCGGAUGAAGGCGCAAGAGGCCCAACACAUCACCAACAUAUACCUGCAGCUGAAGGGCCACCUCCAGAAGGAGAGCCUUCACUUGGAAAGCCGCCGGGGCUUCAUGAAGGCCGAGGUGACGAAGACAAAACGUAAACGAGAGGAGCUGCAAGUGGCGAACCGGGAGGCGUUCCUCGCACGAGAUAUCGCCAAGAACCAGCUGCAGCGUUUGGAGGAGUCCGUGUACCUACAGCGCAAGAAACGCGAGCAGUACAUAACCCAGUGCAAGAAGCUCGCGGAGGAGAAGAAGCAGGAGACCGAACGCCUGGAGCGCAAGGCCCAGCGCGAGCACCUGCUGCGGCAGUCCGAAGAGUCGGUCCUGGUCAACCUGCGCGCCAAGGAGCAGGUGCUGUAUCGGCGCUGGAGCGUGUACCAGAGGGAGCUGCUUUUCAGCAGGAUCAAGGGCGUCACCGGCGAGGCUGAAGCCCACGGAAUGGUUAGGCAGUUCCUGGCACAAGAAGACACCUUCAAGCAAUUGAAGGCGCUCAAGGACGAGAAUGAGCAGAAGCUGCUGAGGCUGAAGCAAGAGGCCCAGCAGUUGCAAGAAGAGUUCGCAGGCCUCAAGUACUCGGGGGAGACCACACUGGUGAGCCAGCAGAAGCUACAGGCUGAGUUGCAGAAGCGCCUGCAGGCCGAAAAGCGGCGGCGCACCGAGGUCCAGGAUAAGCUGGAACUCACCAUUCAGAUGGCACAGACCACGAAGGAGGGUCUCGAACACCUGGCGCGCAAGCUGAAGCGCAUCAGAGUGGAGGACAGCAGGUUCGCAGGAAAGAAGCUGGACCCCAAGGCCGGUGACUAUCUGCUAGACCUGAUGGGCCGCGUGGAAGAAAAGCUGCUGAAACUGCAGGCGCAACUCGAGAGCAAGGGUCUUGCCGGGAAGUUGGACCUCCUCGCCGACGGCGAGUUUUACUCCACCCUAGAGGGAAGGCUGCCCCGGCACAACACCCGCAUCGCUCUGUUCCCCUCCCGUCGCAGGGACAGGUUCUUCGAUGAAGACGAGAGUGAGGAUGACGACGACAGCGUGGUGACCCGGGAGGAGCUUAAGAUCCUAUCCCAGAGACUGAUUGAAUCCCGCCGCAAGAAGCGCCACCGUUCUCGGAAGUCCUAGGCUCACUCUCACACCCACCCCAGCCCCGUGCAUUCGGGCCCUUCCGGAGCUCCCAACCCCUCUGGGUCCAGCCUCAGGCCCACGGGCCUCUUCGAGGGCUAAACCCGGCCGGCACAAGGGAGCGGAGCGGGCCAGUGGCGCCGGGAGUAGAGGAGGGGGCAGGGCCGCCGGACGUUCCCACAGUAAAUCUUCCAAGGCAGGCCCGCCCUGGCCUCGGAAUCGCUCAAUAAAGGUCACCAACCAGC
Suricata suricatta (meerkat) is the source of this 2189-nucleotide messenger RNA. It is a transcript of the gene ODAD3, whose product is annotated as coiled-coil domain containing 151. Bases 154 to 1944 code for a protein of 596 amino acids. Gene Ontology annotation, cellular component: cilium. Gene Ontology annotation, biological process: outer dynein arm assembly; cilium movement. The transcript has 13 exons. The record is from RefSeq and is a predicted model, not a curated record. Lineage: Eukaryota; Metazoa; Chordata; Mammalia; Carnivora; Herpestidae.